Molecule: messenger RNA, 8451 nt
Organism: Epinephelus moara (kelp grouper)
Lineage: Eukaryota; Metazoa; Chordata; Actinopteri; Perciformes; Serranidae
Gene: znf687a
Product: zinc finger protein 687a
Exons: 11
Coding region: 412-4419 (1335 amino acids)
Source: RefSeq, a predicted model, not a curated record
GGUGAACAUAAUACUUAUUAAACGAAGUAUAUUAUGACCACAGCAGCUGAGUGUUACACUAACCUAGCCAGCUGUAGUUUUUGGUUACAUGAGGAAAGUUGGCCGAUUGACGUUAGCACGGCGCGCUAGCUGCUAAAUGCUAAAGUUGAGCUAGCGGUUAGCCGAAGAGCCCACUUGUUGCAGCACGACUAUUUAACUAAGUUUGACAUGCGAAACAGCAACUGAUUUGUUUCUUCAAACGUGUUAAUAUUUCACCAGGAAAGUCUGGAGCAGAAUAACAACAUGCCAACUGCAUUUCUUCACACAGUCUCGACCGUUUUGUGAUACCAGCUGUCACAUUUUUGAUAUCUGUAACACCGAAAUCUGUGACCCGUCAUUAGCUGUGACUCAGUCUCAAGCCUUGUGCUGGCAAUGGGGGACAUGAAGACCCCAGACUUUGAUGAUUUGCUGGCAGCGUUUGACAUUCCUGAUAUCGAUGCCAAAGAGGCCAUUCAGUCAAGUCCAGAGGAGGAACAGGAUGAGGCAGGGUCUAAUGCAGAUGAGAGAGAGAGUGGGUCUCCUUCACACUAUCCUGGCCCUCCUGCCUUGCAAAAUGACCCUCCUGUGGUCAGUGUUAUAGUAAAGAACACCGUUCGGUCUGACUCUUCUGAAGAGGAGGACAAGUUGGUCAGGGAUAAAACAGACAAUCCCUUAAACAGUGGCAUAAACUCUCUGGGUCAGGUCAAAGUGGGAGUCCACACCUCACAGUUUGGUCCCAAAAUGUCUGCUGGUGCACCUGUGGAGCCCCAGAUCGCCAAUGGAUUUGAGGGAUCCGUCCCCAGAGAUGAAGGACAGUCCAACACAGAGUCGUGGCCCCCUCAUUCACCAUUGAGGUCCACACUGAGCACCGAUGAGGGUGAAAGCGAUAAAGGAGCUGAGGCAGGAUCUGUCCAGCACACGACUGAUGUCAUGAACAGUUUGAAGCCCCUCCUCUACCUCCAGUCUUCAACUAGUGCUGAUCCCAACUCCUCAUCUCCUCCCUCCUUGCACUCUGCCAGCCCUCACCUUUUUCCUCACUCCCCUCAGAAGGAGGAAACUUGCCUCAGUAAUCCGUCAUCCACACCACAAAAUGGGAGUAUUAAGGUUGGAAUUAAACGUGUUAUGCACUCAGAUGAAGAUGACUCAGAGCCAGACCUAGGAAGUCCCCUGGUGAUCCAGGAGAGCCCAGAGUCUGAAAUGUCCGCCCCUCCCAAAUUUAAACACAAAGCAAAACUACGGCCUAAACUGCUCAGGUCUCCUGAAACCACAUCUUGUCUUGACCCUCAUCCUCCUCGUAUGCCUUCUCUUUCACCUGCAAAACCUGAACCCAACCUUGAGCAAGAGAGGCGACCUACCACCCCCUGUUCUCCCUCCACAGCUCGUCAACCACAGAGCCCCCAGGACUGCCUUCCCACUCUCAGCAAGGGCUCUGCAUCAGUGCCAGAGGAAAAAUACCCAGAGCAUGUGAUUGAUGAGAGGGACUCGCCUGAAAGCCCACCGCCCAGUGAGACAGGUCUUGUGGCCCCUAAGAGAAGCAGCAGCCCUGAUUCGGCCCGAACAGCAGAGAACCACAAGGAGGAGCUCAUGGAAAUUGAAUCCAAAGAAGAGAACAAGCCAGGUGACACUGAGAAGCUAAAUGAAAAGGUGGCUGCAGAUGGAGACAGUGUAGACGAUGAAAGCUGUGAUGGUGGCUCUGAGGAUCCUGUGCCUGCUAGUGCUGCAGAAACGGUUUCAUCUCCACUGCGUCCACUCAAAGUUAAAAUCAAAAUGCCUACAGGCAGCAUCACGAGGACUGUGUCUGGUGUUGCACCUAAAAAAGGUGGUAGAGCCACUACCAAGGGAGCAAACAGUUCACCAGAACGACCUAACACGAGAUCCAAGAGGGAGUUCUCCCAGCAGUCUCAGUCACCUGCAGUGGUGACACUCCAGGAUGUGUGUGCUGUAACGCUGGAACGUGCCAGCGCAGUCAAAGACAAAACCACAGUGAACACAAAGCCUAAAGUUUCCCCGACAGCUGUUAGCAUCACCAAAACUGCAGCCCUGCCCUCCAUCUCUGUCUCCACUGCCAGAGUCAGCUCUGGUGGGGCCAACCCUCGCGGCCUGGGUCAGAAAACUGUGAGCAGCGGGGUGACACUUUCUGCACCUUCACCUCUGCUAACGUCUCAAGGCAGCAGCAGACCAGCCUCAAUUGUGAACAGCACUGGGGCGAUCAUAUCCAAGACUCAGACCAACCUGGUGGAAGCUUUUAACAAGAUCCUCAACAACAAGAACCUGCUGCCCAGUUAUAAACCAGACCUGAGCUCACCUCUCCCUGCAGAGUGGGGCCUCCCUCUACCUGCACAGGGUUACCGCUGUUUGGAGUGUGGCGAUGCCUUCGCCCUGGAGCAGAGCCUGGUGCGGCACUACGCUCGGCGCUCGCUGAGGAUUGAGGUGACCUGUAAUCACUGCGCCAAGCGGUUAGCCUUCUACAACAAGUGCAGCCUGCUUUUACACGCCAGAGAGCACAAGGAGAGAGGCCUGAUCAUGCAGUGUUCACACCUGGUCAUGAAACCUGUGCCCGUGGAGCAGAUGAUUGCCCAGCAGGAACCCACGGCAACUGCAGUGUCAUCAUCCCUCUUAGGCCAGGCCACCACAAACCCAACACCCCAGCCACAUCAGGCAGCAUCCAAGAAGAAAGUGGAGGCAGCGCAGUACGUCAGUAAUAAAUGUCCUGAGUGUCAGGCUCAGUUUGGCAGCAAAGAAGAGGUGGCUGAACACUUCCAAGAAAUGAAACCAGCACAAACCGCUUCAUGCACAGACUGCUCUCCUCCCAUGCUCCUGCCCAACAGCUGCAGUGCAGCAGCUCAUCAGCGCAUCCAUCAAGGCUGCCCACCACACAUCUGCCCGGAGUGUGGAUGCACGACCAAGCAGCCUCUAUUUCAAUCACACCUUGAUGAGACCUGUUUACACUUCGCUCGGCGCAUUGGAUACAGAUGUUCCAGUUGUCUGGUGGUGUUUGGAGGGCUUAACUCAGUGAAGUCUCACAUCCAGCAGGCUCAUUGUGACAUGUUUCACAAAUGCCCCAGCUGUCCAAUGGCUUUCAAAUCUGCUCCCAGCAUACAGAACCACAUCAGUGCCCAACACCCAACGCUCACUGAAGGACAGACCAUGUCAAUCUAUAAAUGUGUUAUGUGUGACACUGUUUUCACAAACAAGUCCCUGCUGCACGUCCACUUCGACACUCAUUUAACCAAUCAGAAGGUGCAUGUGUUUAAAUGCCCCGAGUGCACCAAGUUGUUUUCUCAGAGGAAUUCCCUCCUGGACCAUUUCAAGACCCAUAAAACGCCCACGUUAAAACAAGAGUUGCCUUCACCUCCAGCUGCGCCCUCUCGAUCACGGCCCUCAGUGAAGCUGGAGAGCUCAGACGGAGAGGAAUGGAUGGAUGACGAUAAAGAAGAAAAAGUGAGGAAAGAAAGAGUGAAGACCCCCUCAGGGUGGAAGUGUGCGCCUUGCCAUGCACGCUUCACAGACCGGGAGGAGUACAUCGCCCAUAUGGCUGAACAACAUAGCAAGAAGCUGAAGAAGUUUCCUUGUAACAAAUGUGAGAGCUCCUUCACCACCACCUCCAGUAUGAGACGUCACAUCAGAGACAAACACAAAGUCAUGAAUCGCUGCUUUCGCUGCAAGUUUUGUACUGAGGGUAAGAAGACAUUCAGCAGCAGAGAGAUGCUGGAGAGACAUGUUCAGCUCAGACACAGCGUGGACCCAGCGGGCCAGGACACACUGAUGGGAGGCGAGGAUGAAGCCGACAGUUCCUCAGAGCAGGACAGCAGUCUGGGGGCUACCCGGAGACGGAGAGGAGCUAUGAAGAUGGAGCGGGACGAAGAGUCCGCAGAUGGAAUGAGUCCAGUGAAGAAGUUGCGGUCCUCCUCCUCCUCUGCUCCUGCCCCCUACUCCCACCCCGAGUCUGGGUUCCGCUGCGCUCCCUGCGGCUUUACCACAGAGGACCAGGCAUUGUUCCUGGAGCAUAUCAGCCAGCACCGGCGAGGAGGGACCGAGGGCGGCAGCGGUCAGCAGUGUCUACAGUGUGGCGCCUGCUUCACUUCCAUCUCCUCCCUGUCACGCCAUCGCUUCAUCAUCCACAAAAAGAAAGAUGCAUCCACUGACAACCAGCAAUCCCUCAGCGGGCUCCCAGCGCCCUCCCCAGGUAACGGCAGGAAUCACGAUGAUAAGAGCUCUCUGGACGGUUCUGCACCUGCAUCGCCCUCUCUGUCCUCUGCAGCUCUGGGGAGGGAAGAGGACGGCACACUGGCCUGCAGGGUGUGCGGCAAACAGUUUGAAAAGGCAACGGAUCUGACGACGCACUUCAGAACUCACGGUAUGGCUUUUAUCAGCGCAAGGCACGCCGGAAAAGCUCCUUAAGAUGAGAAUGAAAUACAAGGGGAAGAGCAGAGUCGGUAGGUGAUGACAGAAUAUUUAAAAGUGCCUUAUUUACCACCGAAGUUCGGGUUUGCACACCUAUGCACUAAUUUAACCAAAGAACAGGCAGAACAGAGUUUCUAUGUAAAUAGAUUGUAAAACAAUCAAAUGUGAUUUUCACCGGUGGAGUUAAAGAUUAACCCUCUACUUUUAAAACUCAGGAUUUAAUGCUGCAUUUCUGUGUUCAGGAAUGAUACUAAUGAGACAGGAGCCACUUCCUGCUCAGUGAGUAGUCUGACUAGUUCAUGUCUGUGACCACGGUCGCAUAAUAAUGUGCCUGUAUAGAACUGUGAUCCUACUGUGAUUGAUUAUGACGGCUAGUUUCAUUGAAUGUUGUUAGACAGCGAUGGAUUGUGUCUGCCUUGAUUUCAAUAUCUUCAUCCUACUGAGGAGAUGUGCUUGAAUGCUAACCCAGGGGCCAGAUGCAGAAAACUGUGUAGAUUCAAGACUAACGUGUGUGUACGCACAAAGGCAGAAACGUUUUCGUAAGAUUUAUAAAGCCGCGUGUGAGCUUGAUUCUGCUCUAUAAAUCUGGGCGCACAUGCACGAGCCUCAUUUCCUCACCCUCUGUUCAACAUCACUGGAUGUAGAAACACCCAUAAUCAUUAAUUUUAAUAUCGAUACAAGUGCCCGCUCCACCACUAGGGGUGGGAAUCACCAGAGGACCCACGAUACAUAUGUCAUGAUAAUUGCAAUUGUAAACAUGUUGCAAUAUGCUGAGUAUUGCGGUUACAUAUAUUGCGAUUUGUUAUCUUUUCUCAACAGUAAAUUAUGUCCCCAUGGGAAAACUUUGUCAACGUCAACAGUUUUAUCUAAGAUAAAGUUUUCAGUCUGUUCAUCUCACUUCAGUCAUUUUUAUCGCAGCAAAAUGUUUCUAAUAAACUGAAAAAGCAACUGAUUUUAUCAUUCUGGUAGGCUACUAAAAGUUUAAUUUGUAUUUGUAAUAUUAAUAAUUUAUGUAAUGAAAAAAAUUGAUGCUUGGUGUCAGUAUGGUGAGGCGAUAUUGCCACACAAAAAUAUCACAAUACUGUGCCGUAUCAAUUUCCCCCGCCCCUAUCCACCACAUAUAACCCUUAUUUUCUCUGCUUCUUGAACCUUGGUGCCAUCUAAAGAACCAGCUGUGUUUCCACUAGUUCUGUGCAGAACCAUUGUAAUCAAGGACGUGUCAUCGACAGAGAACGUUGCAGAACGGACGUUAACAGUAGUAGCAAGAUCACAGAUUACAUUCAUUACCUAUUACAGAUAUUUGUUUUUCCCUCAAAAACAAGCAUUGACCAACUAUUAAUUAUACGACCGCAUGCUUUUUUUUUCCCCGAGACCACUUGGCACUUGACGUCUCCAUCCUCUGUUUCUAACCUGUAGAAUACGACACGCCCACUGACGUCGUAAGUUAGUAAAAUUUAUUCAUAAAGUGCAUUUCGCAGCUAUAGGUCACUUUACAAAAGCAAUAUCCUCCUGAGACCCAAACCUUUGUGGGGCAUCUUUAAUUUCUCCUAUCUAUUUAUGAUCAGUAGGACCCGAUAAGUAUAAAAAAAACUAAAACAUUGUAAACAUAAUAAAGUCCCAAUGUCUUCAAACAAGUACUUCCUAAUUAACAGCAUCUGAGCUUGUUACUGUUGCAAAAAUUGUAAAUACAAACAUUAUUAAUCAUAAAUAAAGUUUCAAACAUAAAAUGUGAUCAGGUUUUGGGCCUUGUCCACUUUUGUGUCAGGAUCGGCUGCAGACUAACUUGGCAGAGAUGGCUGCCAUCUUGUUUUGACAUACUAGAUCAGUGUAUUACUACUAUUAGAUGGCACAAAAAUGUCUGAGUUAGGUAGGAUGAAGUAUAAGAUCAAGUAAACCCAAAAUGUGGAGGAUAAACAACAAGAAAAAAAUUGCAGAGACAACGUGAGCCAUGUAGUUAAAAGUGCACAACUAGCAAAAUUUUGCACACACAAGAAAAAAUACAGCUCUGGUGUGUACAGGUUACCCAAACACAAGUCUAAACAGGUGUGUCUUUAGCUGGCUUUUAAAAGAAACCAGAGUCAGCACACUGUAAGGAAGCAGACAGAGCAUUCCAGAAUUUAGGUACUAGGAGUGGUCGGGAGUGCUAGGGACAGACAACAAAUUCAUUGUAUUGGUUCACAUCAUGGUUUACAUUUCAGAUCAAGGAAAACCUGUUACUCAAAUUAGGUGUGGGAAGCAGAACGGAACCGGUUCAGUGUUGGUGGAAAAAGGGUGUAAUUCGAUCUGUCAGUGACAAAUGCGGUAAAGAAAGUGCAAUAUCACCGAGUGUUCCACUUCAGCGACGUUCUCCAACAGCGCCAGAGCAGCUGCCAUUACGCACAGCUGUGGCUAUUUGUAGCAUCCGUACCAAUGAAUCAUCACAUUUCUGCAAACAAUCAUCGCGGUAACAUGUCAAUCAUCAUUAUUAUUAAAGGUUAGAAGGAUGAUAAUUAAUUUAAGUGCGCAUGUUGAAACUGACUUUACAAAGUGCUUCACAUAAUAACAUAAAACCAUCACUAACUGGGAGAUGAAUUUAAAAUAAACUUCAUAAAUGCGCCUUUGACAUUUUACAGAACGCCGUGUAGCCUGCAGUAACAACACAACCUUAACACAGGUUAUCUUCCUCUCAGCUCAUAUUGAAUCUUGUCCUUAUAUUACCCACAGGUGUCUCAGCUAAAUUCGUGUGCGCGCCUGUCUGAAGAAUGCCUGAGGUGCAGAGGCUCACUGCACGUUUCUUUUAUAAAACCAGUUUAUGUGUGGGAAAAGGUGUACGCAUGGUUUUUGUGUGAACACAUCUUCUAAGCAGUUUAAAAAAACAAAACAAAAAAACAUUUUAAGAUAAUCAUCCCAGUGGUUUAGAAUAUUUCAUUUUCCAUUUUCAAAAACUACAAUAACAUAUUAGAUCGACUCCCAUCUCUAAUACAGCCGCUGGCUUUGAUUCAUUUCAGAGUAUGAAAUCUAAUUUACAGACACCUGCUCAAAACAGGUGGCCCAUCACAUUUCCUCUGCAGUUGUCAGGCAGAGUUUAACUUUGCUGAGCUGACCAGAACUUUGGAAGAUAGCUACGUAAUUUGUCUUACUCUGAAGUUUGGGUAUUUUUGCACAGAAUGAUAAUGUGGAUUUAUGAACAGGAGGAAUAACUACAGUGACCAGUAACUCUUGAAUGCACGUCGGGGUACAUUGCUAUUGUCUCAAGGCAAAAUCACAAUUUAAAAUACUUAAACUACGCUCUGGGGAAACUGUCAGUGUGAUCUGAAGUGUGCACGGUUUGUAGUUAAACUAAAAUUUCCAUAAUAUCUUUUUAACUGGGAUGUACUUUAUUUACAUCAGAUUAACUGAGUUGUUCUUUCUCUGAGCAAGAGAUGAAGUAAAAUUGUACUUUGGCUUUUUGUUUAUGGGAGCAUGUGUCUUGAGAUUACUGUAAACAGAAGAUCAGUAUGACUGCGUCUGUUCCUCAUGCUUUCCUAACAUGAUAAGUUGAACCUUGUAUUGUUAAUUUUCUUCAGUCUUUGGCACUGUUAGAAAAAGAUGUUCUCUAAACUAGAUGGAUAUCAUUAGAUGUUUCAGCAUGACUCUGCGACUGUUGUGUUAUCGAUAGGCAGGUGAAACUGUAAAGUCAGAGCUGUUUAACAAAACUGUUGUUUGAUAUAAAGACGUCUGAGAGGAGAAAUAAGGGAAAGCUCAGUUGAGAUAUGCGAUUCAGAGUGAUGUGAUUUGGUUAAAUAUCUUUGUUUAGUGACACCUUGCUGUUUAGGAUCCACAGACUGAGCUAAUCCCCGUGCUUCUGCAUCAGUGAUUCUUUUUUCUUUUCUUUUAAUGCGCUGUAGUCAGUGACCUGUGUGUGCUUGUGUUUACUUUCUCAGGAGAUUAUCCAAUGCUUUAACACACAUUGUUCUAUUUAACUUUUUCUGUUUUUACAUUGACAAGAAAAUUUAUCACCAAAUGUUUAUUAAAAAAGGAUUAAUAAUAACAAGCACAUUGUCUUGUUUU